UAGCGGCAGCUUGUGUGUUGGUGAAUUCCAGGGAUUAAGUGGCGCGACCUUACUAGUUGGGGAAGCAAGGGGGAAAGUGAGACGUUGCUGGAAAAGCAAGGGGAUGAAUUGUACACUAGACGGGGGGAGCGAGAGGUGGAUCGGCGGGAAUGAGGGUGACACGCCACCAUUAAGCAUUGCAAAGUCCAAGGAAGAAGAAAGAAAGAAAGAAGACAAACGCAGAGGUGUUGAUGAUGACUCGAUGAUGAUAAACACAUGUGUCCUUUUCCAUGGACCUCAACCUGGAAGAAGAAAAACCUCUCUUCCAAAUUAAGGUUAAAAUUAAAAAUAAAUCAAAUCAAAAUUAAAAGACAAAAAGAAAGAAGCUUUGCCCCUGCUUCCUCCCCCUCCUCCUGAGUCCUGAGAUCUGCAGCAUCUGCAGGCCAAGGCUCUGACCGAGAUGCUGUGGCGUUGCUGAUAUUCCAGAUGGACAGGCGGAGUCGGCUAUGGCAAAGGAAGUCAUCAGACAAGAGUCCCGGCGACACUGAGAGUUCGGGAUCCAUAUCUUCUCACUCUGAAAGGUUUUCUGAUGAUCAGGCAAAUCCAACUCAUGGCAUUCUAUCGCCAGAAGUCGCUUCUAAAGCUCCACCCGAUGAUCGACAAGUUAAUGGGAGUGUUGAGGCUUUGACGGAGAAAUUAUCCGCUGCUCUUCUUAACUGUAGUGCCAAAGAUGAUUUGGUAAAGCAGCAUGCUAAAGUUGCAGAAGAAGCUGUCUCAGGCUGGGAGAAGGCUGAAAAUGAAGCGGUUCGUUUAAGACAGCAACUUGAGGCUGCAAAUAAGAAAAAAUCAGCUCUUGAAGACCGAGUUGGUCAUCUCGAUGGAGCACUGAAAGAAUGCGUGAGGCAGCUUCGACAGGCACGAGAAGAGCAAGACAAGAAUACCAAUGAUGCUGUUGCCAAAAGAACUCGUGAGUGGGAAAGUUCAAAGUCCAUGCUUGAGAGUCAGAUUGUUGAGCUCGAAGCACAACUUCAAACUGCUAAAUCGGGAGCUGCUGCCUCAACUGAUUUUGAUUUGCUUUCAAAGCUUGAUGCUACUGAAAAAGAGAACUCUGAUCUUCAACUUAAGCUUCUUUCUCGAGUGAAGGAGCUAGAAGUCAGGACUAUUGAGAGAGAUUUGAGCACCCAAGCUGCUGAAACAGCCAGCAAGCAAUAUUUAGAGAGCAUAAAAAAAGUGGCUAAGCUUGAAGCUGAGUGCCGUAAGCUAAAAGUCUUGACUCGCAAAGCAUUACCUGCUAAUGAUCACAAAUCCUUUUCUGCAUCCUCAGUUUGCGCAGAGUCUUUUACAGAUAGCCAGUCAGAUAGUUGGGAGAGGAUAGUGGCAAUUGAUCUGGAUACACACAAAGUGAGUGGCUUGGAGCAUGAUCCAAGCCAGUCAGAUUCACGGGCUCCUGCUCAAAUAACAGAACCUGGCCAGUUUAAGAACAAGAAGAGGUUUGGAAAAUAUGUCCCUUCAGUAGAAAUCAAUCUCAUGGAUGAUUUUCUUGAAAUGGAAAGGCUUGCCGCAACUCCAGAUACAGAAAAUGACAACUGUUGUCAACCUAGCUUUAGGGAAAACCCUUUAAAAACUGAACUUGAAACCAUGAUACAAAGGACUCUGGAACUUGAGGGGAAGUUAGAGAAGAUGGCAGCAGAAAAAGUGGAACUCGAGAUGACUCUGACUGAGUGUCAAAAGCAGCUUGAGACAUCACAGAGUCAACUUAUGGAGGCUGAUACGAAGUUGGAAGACCUUAAAAGACAGUUGGCUCAUGCAAAUGACUCGAUGUAUGAUGCACAGGAAGAAGUAAAGUCCUAUCAAACAAUGAGAGAAGUUGCAGAGUCACAACUAAGAGCUGUUCAAAAGGACUACAAUUCCUUGCUUUUAAAGGCUAGUUCACUGGAAGAAGAGGUUUCUAAGGAGCGAGAUUUAUCAGCUGAAAAUGUGGCCAAAUGCCAGAAACUGGAGACUGAGCUAUUAAGUAUGAAACGUGAAGCUGAGCUCCAGCGUGAGGAUGAGCUCCAACGAUUGCGCAGUACUAAUGGUGAAUUGAAGAUAAAGCAGGAGAAAGAGCUAGCAUUGGCUGCGAACAAAUACGCAGAGUGCCAGAAAACAAUUGCAUCUCUUGGCCAACAGUUGAAGUCACUUGCAACACUGGAGGACUUCCUGGUGGACUCUGAAAGGCCAUCGGAGCUUAUCGGCGCGGGGAUACAGUGUGGAACAACAUGAUUUACACCCAAAUCUGAGGCUAGUAUAAAUUUUGAAAACAGCAGAUGAUUAGCCAAAUCCUUCAAAUAUUGGUGGGUUUAAUGAAUUUGGUGAGCUUUUUGCUAGAUUUUGAAGGCAGCAAACGAGAAUUGUAAUAGAAAGAAUUGUAAUAGAAAAUUUGUAGAUAGGUCUUUUAAGAUUCAUUGUAUAGCAAUAACUGUGGAAUCAUGCCCCUCAAUCUACAGUUUGUAUUUACAUACGUGGUGGUAAUGUUGAAACAAGGUACAGUACAAUAAUACAUUGGAAGGCACAUUGUUUAUGGAAUUUUUUUUUAAUA
Molecule: messenger RNA, 2557 nt
Organism: Malus domestica (apple)
Lineage: Eukaryota; Viridiplantae; Streptophyta; Magnoliopsida; Rosales; Rosaceae
Product: filament-like plant protein 3
Source: RefSeq, a predicted model, not a curated record